This is a messenger RNA of Pipistrellus kuhlii (Kuhl's pipistrelle), 3853 nucleotides long. RefSeq names its product family with sequence similarity 186 member B (gene FAM186B). The record is from RefSeq and is a predicted model, not a curated record. Lineage: Eukaryota; Metazoa; Chordata; Mammalia; Chiroptera; Vespertilionidae.
UUUCUAUCUCUCACUCUCCUUUCCUCUCUGAAAUCAAUAAAAAUAUAUAAAACAAUAGGUGAAGUAAUAUAUAUUAGAUAAAACUGGAAGACAGAUGACAGGGAGUCAUUCUUCCAAUCAGACUGAUGAUGUCACUGGAGAAAAGAAGGUCAGUUGGAACCUGAUGUCCGGCAGUUACCAGAAGCUGUUGCUAAGCAUAGGCACUCAGGAGCUGCCCUUCACUCUAAAGCAGCCAACAUCACGUGUCCAAGCUCGGGUACUGGAGACGUAGGACAUCUUUGUUACUGACGAAGUGGUCCAAAUGGAGAUGGACAAGCCCCCACAGCUGGUGACUCCUGCAUCAGUGAAAGCCAUCAUCUCGAGGAUUGAGGCCGCCCAGCUAACUCGGGCUCAGGAGGAUAUUUCUUCCCAGCUCACUGACAUCUUGGACAAUGUCAAUUGUGUCAUCAACCGCUUCCAGGAAGAAUUGGGAUAUGACUUAAAAGAAAAAGCAAGAUCUCACCAGAUGGAGCAAAAGGGCAAGACGAGAUUCAUCUUGCUGGAGAAAAUUGCCUCCUUCUCCAAAGAUGCUAAGACUAAAGAGAAGCACUUAUACGAAAUUCUCCACUGGCUGGGUGACUGGGGUGACAGUCUGACCUAUGAGAUCAACAACAGGCACAGUGAGAAGGAAGAGGAAGGCCUGGACGAAUGGAUUGAGGUGAUGGAAAAAUUGUUACCUCUUUCCCUCAUCAGCACCAAAGGAGGCAUCGAGUCUCUCAUUUCCCUUUGCUCCACUCUCAUUGAAGGACAAAAGAAAAGGGCACAAAUGUCCAAACACACAUUGUGGCAAAGCUGGCGAGAACAAAACCUACAAAAAUCGACAUCCUGCCCUCAGCCACUGAGCCCAGAACAGAUGCUCCAGGACAAGAAUGCUACCUGUGCGAGGGUUUCUGAGGUGCGGUUCAUGCUGCAGGAACUUCUGGACUCCACCAUGUUCAACCAGGAAGAAGUCAGGGCCAUCAGGUACAUGUCUGCUGUGGUGGAGAACCUCAACAAGGCCUUGAUCCUCCAGCACAAUGAGAACAGGAGCCUGCAAACCAAACAGCGGCAACUGAAAAUAGAUCUGACCAAAGAACUCAGUAGCCAGAGGGUGUACUUCCAGCACUCCCUCCAAGCCCUUGAGAAAAAGAGGGAUGCCCUAACAAGACAGGUAGAAGCCCUAGGGGAAAAGAACCAUGACCUUCUCCUGAUAAAGCAUGCCUUAGAGCUUCAGCUGAAGAAGCCUCAGUCUGCUAGAGGUGAAGCUGACACUCUGGGCCCACUUGAAAAAGAGGCUCUCCCAGAGAAAGAAUCGGCCAUGGAGGAAAGCCAACGUGAAGCCAAGAAGGAGGAGCAAUUGUUUUCACCACUUUCCCCAGAUUCCACCAUGACUGCGCAUUCAAGGGUCACAGAUGUACACAGCAGCAGAGACAAUGAAAGUCUUCAGCUUGUGUUGCCAUCCUCAGUGGAUCACAAGUUUCCUAACAAAUGGGAAGUAAUGUUUGCAAAGAGCCCAGGCCAUAAAGUCAGAGACCAGAAGGACUUCAUCCAGGAAGCAGCCCAGGAGAAAGAAGAACUCCAAAUUAAGUCCCAGGUUAGGGAGCAGCUGUCUCCAGAGAGCUCCAGGACGGUGGCGUUGGAGAGCAAAGGGGAGCACUGGGAAGAGGAACUCAGCUGGGAGAGGCGGAGGCAGCAGUGGCUGGAGCAGGAGGAACUAUGGCUGCAGCGGCAGCAGAAGUGGGCCCUGCUGGAGCAGGAGCAUGAGGAGAAGCUGAGGCAGUGGGCGGUGCAGGAAGCGGCAAAGGAACAGCAGGAGAGAUUGGUCCAGCAGAAAAAGGAGGGAGGGGGCCCUCGGAGAGAGCUGGAGCAGCCAGGCAAGGACGAGGAGAUGAUCUUCGUGCCCACCAAUCGAUGGAGGGACUUGGAAAAGGCAUCACCAUCCCCUCCCCCAAGCCGAACCCAAUCUGCUGGCCAACGUAGGAGGCCACACUUGCCCAGGACCCCUAAUACCCAGAAGACUGCCCUAGGAAAUCAAAGGAUCAAGAGUUCACCCGAGUUUACUCUGAAACCAUGGACCCAACGGGUUCCCGCGAAGACCAAGAAAUCAGCUUCUGUUCCUAGCACAGGGGCAUCUGUCCGAAAGGCGACCCAGUCCUCUUUGCAUAUAUCCUCCGUAACUCUAAACAAGAAGGAAUACCACAUGGAUAUGGAGGCCCAGAGGAAAAACCUGCAGGUCCUGCGUGAGAAUGCUAAGCAGGGGCUGCCCAACUACCUGCACAGCGAGGCACUGAAUCUUACCACUACCAGCAUGGAACUGACCAAACUUAGGCUGCAGAGCCUGUGCCAUAAAUACAUCAUCUACAGAUGCUUCCAGAGCCUCCGACAAGAAGUGAUCAACCACAUACAAACCAUGCGGGAAACCAAGGCUACCUACAAGGCCCAGAGUCUCUACGUCUUCCUGGAGAACAUCGACCAGCUGCAGGACCUGCGCCUGAAGGUCUGGACGGACAAGCAGAAGGACCUGGAGGAGAAGCGCCGAGACUGCCUGAGCAGCAUGGCAACCAUGUUCCCCAAGAUCAAGCAGGAGUGGAACAUUCAUCUGCACACCCCUGUGGUCACCUCCCCAAAGUCAAGGAAAAGCAAGCCACCCCCCUCCUUACUCCGGCGUGUCCACUCUAGCAGCCCCCUCAGGAAGCAGCCCCCAGAGCAUCUUCCAUCCAAGCACCAGAAACGUGUGCCUCUGCAGACGGCCCGCCCACAGAGGAACCAGAUGGAGACUGUUUGGAAGACUGAUGUGGCCUCCUCUAGCCACCCAAUAGAGAAGUGCCCAGAUGUUCCCCAGCUAUUGGCACUGGAUGUGCAUUCCUCCUUCCAUAAAAGCUUGACGUCCCUCAAGGCCCGUGUCUCAGCAACCCAAAGAAAGGAACACCAGGAGCCCUCAAAUGUGUCUGCUGAACUUGUUCAUAAAAAGUCAAGUGAGUCGCUCCCUGGAGCCCUGAGAAGCCAGAAGGAUAGAGACAAUCACAGUCCCAAUCCUUCCCUUAGUCAGUGAUCCUCAAACUUUAGGGUGACUAAAAUCACAUGGCAACUUGUUCCAAAUUCUGUUCCCAGCUGGUAUUUUUUUCAAUAAACACCCGGGAUGUUGCUAAGUAGUCGUAGAACUUUGAGAAAUUCUACUUUCCUCCUCCACUCCCCGAAUUGUAUAAUUUAAUAAAAUAGAGGUAUGUUUAUUUUUUAAUUUUUCUGUCUCAUUGCUGAAACCUACAUCUUCCCAAUUAAUUUUAGGAACCAGGUCCCUGACCACCUGGCCACUGACCUGAACACCAAUCAGAGAAGACUCCCCAAGUGUUGUCUCUGUCUUUCUGGAAUCAGGAGGCCGAGAUGGCCAUGAUUAGUGCCUGGUAUGCAGUAGGGGUGAGGAAUCUUGAAUGAAUCAAUGACAUGGGCAAAUAAAGAACUGAAAUAGUGAUGAUUAGCAUGAAAGCACAGAGGAUAAAAACAAAAGAAAAUACCUCAUGCAAGUCAGAGCCAAGUGUCACUGUGUGGGAGGCAAAGGUGAGUCUCAAGACUGAUGGCAAAAGUGGCAGAAAUGGAGAUAGGGAGGUGCCAAAUAAAGAUGGUGUGGGCUAAGGAGGCCAUCUCUGACAAUUGUCUGUCAGUUCAGUUAAGACACUCCUUUCCUUAGUUCAUUCAGCUAAAGAGCCCUGUCCCACCCUCCCUGUUCCUAGCACACAGCCAUCUGUCUCAUCUCACUGGGCCUCUACUCUCCCUCCUUCUCAACUCACCCAGCCAGACCCAGCCCAGGGACCAGGCAUAAUAAAACCUUAACUGGGAA